Molecule: messenger RNA, 1242 nt
Organism: Trypanosoma conorhini
Lineage: Eukaryota; Euglenozoa; Kinetoplastea; Trypanosomatida; Trypanosomatidae
Product: ankyrin repeat protein
Exons: 1
Coding region: 1-1242 (413 amino acids)
Cellular component (GO): cytoplasm; nucleus
Molecular function (GO): protein binding
Source: RefSeq, a predicted model, not a curated record
AUGAGCUCGGUGAACUCCAUAGGCGGUCCACAGGGGCCCAAGGAUCUUUUGGAUGCAGUUCGAAAGGCCGUGGUGCGGGGCGACAUGGAUACCUUAGUGCGCCUUCGACGAGAAUUUUUAGCUGUCAGCGAAAAUGUCUCCAAGUGUAUUGAUGAAUCUGGAAAUACGCUGGUUCAUUUGUCGUUGGGCAAAAAUACAACUAUGCUGGCGUAUACCGUUACUCAGCUUUCAGGAAAUGUCAAUGCGGCCAAUUUUCAAGGACGAACCCCGCUUCAUGAGGCUGUUCGAAAUAAUUAUGUCGAGUGUUGUGAGGCUCUUUUAGAUUACGGCGCCGACGACACUGUGCAGGCCGCAACGCUUUCCACGCCCUUUCACACGGCAGCUGCGUGUGGCAGCGUCGAAUGUAUGGAAAUCUUGUUGAAGCGCAGCGUUGACCCCGCUGAAAAGGUGAACGAGCUUGACAGGAACAAGUGCUCGGCACUUCACAAAAGCGCUUCGGAUGGUGAAGUUCGCGUGACGCAGUGGUUAGUGGAACACGGUGCCUUUGUGGAUCAACGGGACUUUAACGACACCACGCCUCUUCUGAUGGCCGUGAAAAUGGGCCGAAAAGAGGUGGUGGAAUACUUGAUCCGUCAAGGCGCCGCCUGCGACCUUGCAGAUAGCCAAGGCAAUCGGCCGGUUCACUUCUGCGCUAUUCGCUGCGAUUACAACAUUCUCAAACUUCUUGUGGAUGCCAAAGCCGCUGUGAACGUUCAAAAUGGUGAAUUGAACACGCCUCUUCACCUUGCGGCUAUUUAUCAGCGGCCAAAUUCAAAAGAGUGGGAAAACCUCAUCGCAUUUCUACUAGAUUCGGGAUGUGACCCUUUGCUGGAGAACGCUUCCCGUAAAAAGCCAGCGGACUACAUUGGACGUAACCUGAAAAAACUCUUCUCAAAGGAGGAGGCGGAGAAGCGUCGACAAAUAAAAGCACAAAAAGAGGCUGAGGAGGAGGAGGAGCUCAAGAAGUUACUGGAGUUGCGCGGUACGUGGAAGGCAACAGUCACGGCGAACUUGGAAAAGGUGAAGCGCAUGCAAAAAGACGAAGCGGACCGUUUGCACCGAGAGGCGGAGGAGCGGCUCCGCGCUGAGGAUGACGCACGUUUGCUUUUGGAUGAGGCAAUUGAGAGACGACGGUACCAAGAGGAGCAGCGGAGAAGGCGACAGGACUCCGAAGAAAAGGGCAAAGACAACGGGAGAAAAUAG